Anopheles aquasalis is the source of this 1157-nucleotide messenger RNA. RefSeq lists its product as uncharacterized. The record is from RefSeq and is a predicted model, not a curated record. Gene Ontology annotation, cellular component: membrane. Gene Ontology annotation, biological process: sensory perception of taste. NCBI's taxonomy places the organism in Eukaryota, Metazoa, Arthropoda, Insecta, Diptera, Culicidae.
AUGUGCAGCCACAAUGAAACCCAUUUCGGUGGCAACAUACUGAUCAUCGUCCUGGAGCUUGGUGGAUACGGGUACAAAGUUGUGUUUCGUUUUCGCGCCAAACACUAUCCGUUCUUCAACGGUUUGCUGUACAACCUGGAGAUACUGCUGGCCAUGAACAACACACUGUUGGCCACUCUACCGACCCUAUUGACCGCUUUCACGGUGGGUCAGUAUUGGUUUGCCGUUACAUUUGUCCUGCAUGUCUGUCGUCGAAUCAAUGAUCGAAUGAUCGAAACAUCGCUUGACAAACAAAGCGGAUCAGCUGAUCGGGUGCGAUUGCUCGACAGUCUUCGAAAGCAGCAUAAUACACUGCACGAGUUGAUGAUAUGCAUAAAUGGAGGAUACGGGAAGGUAUUACUCAGUACCACUGCCACCAUCAUCGUCGUGGUCAAUGUGGAGUUGUUAGAGUUGUAUCAGUACCUUCGCCAGGGUGUUGAAUCCGUGUCCAAUGGAUCACAUGUCGUGUAUGCCGUCAUGUGGCUGCUGAUCCACAUUGGUUUGCUGCUGCUAAUGGUCUAUCCGAACCAUUCCAUGGAUCAUGAGCGUCGACGAACUGGAUUGCUUCUUUACGAGCUGUUUGGAACCAGCAACAAAGAGGAAAACGAGACAGUGAUUCGGUUUUCAAGACAAAUUCUCCUUCAGCGUGAAGGAUACCGUGCAUGCGAUAUUGUUCCCUUGAAUCUAUCUAUUAUCGCUACGCUUAUUGGAGGAUUGAGCAGGGGAUUUGCCAUCUUAAUACAGUUUGCAUCGAAAUGACGACCGUUGCGGUCGACUGAGCCAGCUCGCAAGAUGGAUUAAUCUGUUAAAUGCACGGUCAAUGGACUAAUAAAGAGGACCGCAAUAUAAAAAAGCCAUUGGUGUUUUUAAACAUAACAGCAAUCUUAGUUGAAGAACGAAUUGGAUUUCCCAUAAUUUGAAGUUGGGCAGACUGCACUCAAGCACGCGGGCUUAUCCUUCCUUUGUUGUGGACAAUCAACCUUCGAGUGGUCGAAGUAAUUCCUAUAAAAGAGAUACUCAUUUCCAGGGAACAGUAUCAAUCGAGCUUCAGUGUUCCAACGAAAACAUACAUCAAACCACGAGAAGAUUCGAAAUGCUGCGCGGUAUCACGGUGCUAU